Messenger RNA from Rhopilema esculentum, 2964 nucleotides. RefSeq names its product pancreatic secretory granule membrane major glycoprotein GP2. Lineage: Eukaryota; Metazoa; Cnidaria; Scyphozoa; Rhizostomeae; Rhizostomatidae. The record is from RefSeq and is a predicted model, not a curated record.
UAAAACCAGAGUACAUCUUACCGUUCUUGUAAAUGAAAUGUUUUCUCGGAAAUCAUCUAAAAAUACACAUCUCAGUUUGAUUCGCCAAAAUGACAGGCUGUCAAACUGUUUAUAAAAAGAAAGGUUAUGCGUGCUGGGCGUUUGGUGAGAAUUUGUGAAGAGCAAGCGCAGCACAAGAGAGCUAUUCGACGAAGAAAAUGACGUUUACCCUAUCUAGAGGCUGCCUGCAUGCGCUAGCCUUGGCUACAUUCAUAACAACGGUUUAUGGACAAAGCGCCCCAACAAAUGGCUGUUGGAAUUACCGCAUGCUCAAUGACGGCAAUCGCAAUGUUCACAGCACGGCAGGCAAUUUUUAUUGCGAUAACAACCUAAGAAGUGGAUGGUACAGAUUCUCUGGCAGUGCUGGCAGCGACCUAUUGAAUAAAUGCCCACAUAACCUGAGAGGUUCAUACAGGAAUAGUUACUGUGGUGCAUAUUAUGGAGGCUGGAUUAGUGGUUCCGCACCAAGUUAUUACGAUGGCCCUGUGAAAAGGACGGUAUAUUUUGCUCGAUACGACCACUGUUACUAUGAUUCGAUUUCGAUAUGGAUGCAAAACUGUGGAUACUUUUACCUGUAUUACUUUCAGCAGAAUGCACUUCGCUAUUGUAACUACAGAUACUGUGGAUCCCAUUUGGGCGGUUCUUCUAUUGAAGUUUACAGCCCAACACCUUCAACAUCAAUUUUGACCGUAUCUACCCUGGUGAUGCCAACACCAACUGCUGAGGAUCCUUGCCAUUCGUACACGUAUCUUUCAGAGCGGAAUCGAAAUUUAUAUUAUCAAAGUUAUGUAUAUCUCUGCGACAAUGGACUAAACGGUUGGUUCAGGUUCGGAGGUGCAGCUGGCUCAAAAAUGUUAAAUCGAUGCCCUAUUGUUCAUACCGGUAGCCACAUCAAUUGUGGCACCUAUUACCAAGGUUGGAUUUACGGUUCAGAGCCCUCAUGGUACGAUGGGGUUGUCCAACGUACCGUCAUGUUUGCUUAUUUCGGCGAUUGCUAUAAACACAGAGAGACAGUCAACGUUCGAAAUUGUGGAGGCUUCUUUGUAUACGGUUUCUCGCGCCCUUACUCAGUUCCCUGCAACUUUAGAUAUUGUGGAAUGGCAGAUCAAGUACAUGUAACACCUAGCGCAGUUGAAACCUCAGCACUAUACGCUCUGGAUACGAUAUCACCAUCAGCAAGUAUUACGUCCCAAGAUAUAGAAGCAACAUCAAUAGCUGCUGCAUCCACCCCAAAGCCUCCACUGGAUGGCUGCAAGUACUACCAGGUCCUAUCAGAGUCCAACCGAGCAGAUUAUUACUUCAAGCGGGGUUUUCAUGGUUGUGACAAACAUUUAAACGGAUGGUACCGCUUCAUGGGUGAUGCUGGCAAUAGGAUGCUUACCAAAUGUCCAGCAAGAAAGGGCAGCUUUUGCGCAGCGGAAUUUCAAGGCUGGCUGACAGGCUCCAAUCCGGGCAUACAUGAGGGAGAGGUUUACAGAACUGUCUGUUUUUCAAGAUACUAUGAUUGCUACUGCUAUUAUCAGACAUAUAUCAAAGUAAAGAACUGCGGGACAUAUUAUGUUUACAAAUUAGACGGUGUUCCUUCCUGUAAUCUCAGGUACUGCGGAGCCGAAGAUCAAAUGGCCAAAGUUGAAUGCAGCAACAACUAUAUGCGUGUUAUUUUGGAUACCAAAUACUUCAAUGCGUCUGAAUUCUCACGCAUCACUCUACGUGAUCCGUAUUGCUCUGCGUAUAUUUCGAGCUCUUACAUAUCACUGGGUAGUGUCCCAAACGGCUGCGGAGCUUCAAGAGAAGAGACGCAGCGUCAUAUCAUCUAUAGAAAUGAAGUUAUCAUGACUGCAAAGCAAGAAGAAGGCAUGAUUACAAGAGAUCAUGAUCAGUCGAUUGAUGUAUCAUGUAUUUACGAUAGGGAUGGCUUUGGAAGCAGUGUAUCUUAUGAUCCAAUACGAAAAGUCAGUGGCAAUGAAAGUGGUGUUGGAAGUUUCACAUUCAAUUUUGGAAUGUUUCGCAACAGCUUGUUCAACAGUCGCUUCUACUCGUACCCAGCAAAGGUGAAAUUGAGAGACUAUCUUUACUUUGAGGCCAGCGCAAGCGUGCAGGACAACAAUUUGGUAUUACUUGUUGAUCAGUGUUAUACGACACCAGACAUGAACAGAAACAGCCAUUCGAAAUACAUGUUCAUCAAUAAUGGGUGUCCUACAGACAGCACUGUUCAAUUCCUUCCUGCUGAUGGUCAGAGACAGCGCAUCAGUAUGCAAGCGUUCCGAUACCUAAAGAAUGGAGGGUCUAUUUACGUUCACUGCCUCUUCUUGUUGUGCCAAAGAGCAUCACGUGACUUCAGAUGUAGAUCAGGUUGCCCUGGCAACAAUAUUGGGCGUGUUAAACGAGACGUUGAUACAGCAUCAACAUUUGCAAGUGAUGAAAAUACCUAUUCAAAAUAUUACUUACUGGAGGCUGGUCCUGUUGUUGAAGAAAAUGAUCAAAUUGGUGAUAACAAAAACCAAGGUGGCGAAAAACAAAAACAAACACUACAAAGUGUAGUAAUCGGUUUGGUUGUUGGAGUUGCUGUAUUAGCCUUCAUUGUUAUCGGACUUGUUAUAAAAAUGAGGCGGCGUGGACCCGAGGCAGGUAAAGUGGAUAAAGCAGAGGAUAUCGGGAUUGAUAAUGCUCCAAAUGGCAAAGUGUAUAUUGACGACAAUAAAGAGGCGGAUGAGAAAGAGAGUGCUAUGUAAGAAACCAACAUUUUCAUAGAUGUUUCUUACUUUACAUAUCAAAGACUUUAGCAUAGCUUGAAUAUAAUCAUUUUGUACUCUUCAAACAGAAAGACAUUUGAAAUUCUGUUUUCUUUUGUAUACUUUUAUUUUUUAUGUUUAACAGAUUAUAGAUUGUAUCGCAAAAAACAUUGAUGGCCAGCAAAGAAAUUUU